This is a messenger RNA of Ogataea philodendri, 1134 nucleotides long. RefSeq lists its product as uncharacterized. Gene Ontology annotation, cellular component: nucleus. The coding region runs from base 1 to 1134 and encodes 377 amino acids. Lineage: Eukaryota; Fungi; Ascomycota; Pichiomycetes; Pichiales; Pichiaceae. The transcript has a single exon. The record is from RefSeq and is a predicted model, not a curated record. Gene Ontology annotation, molecular function: mRNA 5'-cap (guanine-N7-)-methyltransferase activity. Gene Ontology annotation, biological process: 7-methylguanosine mRNA capping.
AUGGGAGACGAGCCGAUAGACGUUGCACCGAAACGCAAACGGGACGACGAGUCGAAACAGCCCGACCUGGUGCCUGUGGAGCCGCUUGUGCGGAAACGACGGAUCAAGAAGUUCAGAUCGUCGCACCGUCGCGACGAGGAAACACCCCCGCAGUCAAGACCAGUGUCCUCGUCGCCCGCACCAAUCGCAGAUAACCUGGUGGGACUCAACCAGGACCAGAAGGACGAUAUCAUUAGACAAAAGUACAACCAGCAGACGCACCAUGCGCGCAAAACCAAACGGACAGAGUCCAAAAUCUACAAGCUGCGCUCGUUUAAUAACUGCAUUAAGUACAUCCUUAUCCACAAGUACGCGCGGCCGCACGGCAACGUGCUGGAGCUCGGGUGCGGAAAGGGCGGCGACAUGGCCAAAUGGGAGGCGGUGCAGACCCGGUCGUACGUGGGGGUCGACUUGUCUGAUUUGUCUGUCAAGGAAGCUAUAAACAGAUACAAGCGGUCGCGGUACCACUUCCACGCGGUGUUUGCCACGGGAGACGCCUUCAACACGCCCGUGCCCAAGAUCCUGGCUGAUUUCCGCGACGAGGUCAAUCUCGAGUUCGACACUGUGUCGAUGCAAUUUUGCAUGCAUUAUGCUUUUGAUUCCGAACAGACAGUGAGAAACAUGUUGGAAAACGUCUCGCGGUCGUUGAAACCGGGCGGGAUGUUCGUGGGCACAAUCCCGUCCUCGGAUUUCAUCCGCUGGAAGAUCAACAAGCUCGCUCCGGGCGAGCGCAAAUGGGGAAACUCGAUCUACUCGGUCGAGUUCCCAGCAGAACCUCCCAAAGACGCCAAGUUCGCCAGCCCGUUCGGAAACGUGUACAACUACUUCCUUGUGGAUGCCGUGGACAACGUGCCCGAGUAUGUCGUGCCGUUCGAGACAUUCCGCGCGCUGUGCGAGUCUUACAACAUGGAGCUGCGGUUUAAAAAGAACUUUUUUGAGCUCUUCAACAAAGAGAUCCCCAACUACUUCCGCAAACUGCCCACGCCUGUGGUGGAGUCGCUGCGGCGCGAAGACGGCUCCUAUGGCGUCAGCGGCGAGGACAGAGACGCGUGCUCGUUCUAUCUUGCGUUCGCGUUCGAAAAAGUCGGUGUAUAA